UAAUAGUGAAAAAAAAAAAGCAAACGAAGAUAAUACAGCUGAAGCCAAAGAAUUAAAGAUGUUGAGCUAUUCUGUUGCUUCCCCAACAACCCUUACUUUACCUCCGAAUCCCAUGUUUUCAAUUGCCAAAACUUCCUUCACCGGCGUCAGAAUCCAGCGCUUUUGUCCCCAGCGGUUGCCUUCUCAGACGACCUCUUUUCGAAGACCAUCAGCGUCUUCGUCGGUGGUAACGAUGGCAAAGAGAGAAGAAGAAAUGAAGGAAAUAAGAGCUAAAACGACUGAAGAAAUCAACGACGAUGUGGUUGAGUUAAAAGGAGAGCUUUUGAUGCUUCGUCUUCAGAAAUCGGUUCGCAAUGAGUUCAAGUCUAGCGAGUUUCACCGUAUGCGCAAAAGGAUUGCUCGUUUGCUGACCAUUAAACGGGAAAGAGAGAUUGAGGAGGGCAUCACCAAGCGAUUGUCAAGAAAGCUUGAUCAGCAAUGGAAGAAAAGCAUUGUUGUGAAGCCACCUCCAUCUUUGAUUAAGUUGCGAGAGCAGGAGGCAGCUAAAGAAGCCGAGAAAUCUGCUGCUUGAGCCACUCCAAAUACUUCCACAAUUUCAUGGCUUUAAAAAAGGGCUCUUUAAAUUGUUGCUGAUUAUAAUUUUACACCAUUUUGUGAGUGUUACUGAAGCUAGGGUUUUUUUAGUUUCCCUAAGAUUGUUGAUUACCCUAUUUAUUAUUUCUUUCAUGGGGAAGCUUUUAUUAAAGACUCGUUU
Hibiscus syriacus is the source of this 754-nucleotide messenger RNA. Its product is annotated as 50S ribosomal protein L29, chloroplastic-like. Gene Ontology annotation, biological process: translation. Gene Ontology annotation, cellular component: ribosome; chloroplast. Bases 59 to 571 code for a protein of 170 amino acids. Lineage: Eukaryota; Viridiplantae; Streptophyta; Magnoliopsida; Malvales; Malvaceae. The transcript has 2 exons. Gene Ontology annotation, molecular function: structural constituent of ribosome. The record is from RefSeq and is a predicted model, not a curated record.